CUGAAGGAGUAAGUCCUGGACUGGUGCACUUGAGCCCCGCACUCUGAUGAUCAAUGAUCAUCUUUACACAAUGUGCGGGGUAACAGCGCGGGUCAGCUCUCACAUAUAGCAACCAAGGCACAUGAGAUUACGCACGACACGCAACACGACUCCUCCUCGACCCCCAAUUUAUCAUGUCGGCCAUCCAAGCCCAGCUCGACCAAGGUGCCGUCCCCAAUGCCAUCUCGAAUGUCUGCCCGCCGGGCACCAGGUUCCACCUCCUGGAAGUGGGCUGGCUGGAAUGCGACAAGGGCUUCGUCGUCCGCGGCGGCAACACCAGCCUCAAGUCCACCGAGCACCGCUCCUUUGUGAACGAACGCUGCGAGAUGCCCAUGUACUGCGUUCUGAUCGACCAUCCCCACGAAGGAUUGAUUCUUUGGGAAACCGGUAGUGGGAAGGACUACCCCGAGGUUUGGGGCCCGGUGGCGGUCGACAUUUUCGCGCGCGUGCGCUACGAGCCCCGCCAUGAGCUGCGCGCCGCCGUCGAGGCCACCGGCCAUCGCAUCGAGGAUAUCCGCAAGAUCAUUAUCGGGCAUCUCCACCUGGAUCAUGCCGGUGGGCUGGACGAGUUCUUCGAUCGCAAGGACGUCGAGAUCUGGGUGCAUGAGAAGGAGCUGACCAGUGCGUUCUGGUCGGUCGCGACCGGGGCGGAUAGUGGGGUCUACUUGGAGCAUUACCUGAAGUUAUCUUUAAAUUGGAAGACAUUCAACGACCAGACGCUCGACUUCUGCCAGGGCAUCACCCUCCACCAUCUCCCCGGCCACACCGAGGGGCUGAUCGGGAUGCAGAUCAACAUGCUCCACACCGGCACUUUCUUCUUCAUCAGUGAUCAUUGUCAUGUAAUCGAGAAUUGGCGCGAUGGGAUCCCUCAGGGCUGGCUGGCACGUGACCACCCCUCCUGGUUCCGGAGCACGCAACGGCUGAAGCAUCUCCAGCGCAUCACCAAGGGGCAGGUCAUUCCCGGCCAUGACAAGGGGAUAUUUUUGGACUUGCAGAAGCAAGCCGAUGUGUUUAUCUAACGGGUACAUCGCAGGUCUCGUCUGCUGUAGGCUUGCAGCCGACUGCUGCAUCAUGGCCCCGGUCAACUUCAUAUGUCUCAAAUGCUAAGCUCGUACGAUUUCUCCGGUGCAUUCGGUCGUGCGAUACCCAAUAGCUAGGGCUGGGACUAACUAAGUGAUCAACUAUGCAAUUAUGCAGACCGUCAAGUCAUGCCGUUGACAACUGCGAGUCAGUAUGGUGGGU
Molecule: messenger RNA, 1281 nt
Organism: Aspergillus fijiensis CBS 313.89
Lineage: Eukaryota; Fungi; Ascomycota; Eurotiomycetes; Eurotiales; Aspergillaceae
Product: N-acyl homoserine lactonase family protein
Exons: 3
Coding region: 174-1058 (294 amino acids)
Source: RefSeq, a predicted model, not a curated record